Molecule: messenger RNA, 1014 nt
Organism: Vigna umbellata (rice bean)
Lineage: Eukaryota; Viridiplantae; Streptophyta; Magnoliopsida; Fabales; Fabaceae
Source: RefSeq, a predicted model, not a curated record
AUGCCGUAUCUCAAACAUCUCAAACUCAAACCCUACACCUCCCUUCCAAAUCAGUUCUCAUUCUUUUUCUCUCCCUCAUUCUGCUAUUCUUCUCUCUGCCAUGUACCAGUACCUUCCAUUUUUCUGGCGUCCAGGUUAGUACCUUCCUUAUCUGCUUUCUUUGCUGUUCUAUGCAUGUGCUUGGUUGGGUGUUCGUGCGCCGAAGCUUAUGGUGCUCUGAAGCGGCCCAAGGAGAAGAAACUAACCAUUCGCUUAGAGAAGGUGGUGGACUGCUUCAAGUGGAGAUUCAUCUGUGCGGAGUCCCAGAGCAACAAUCCCAACCACCACACCAACAACCACAUCUCAUUAAGAUCCCAAAACCAGUUCUUCCACUUCACCUUCCCCAAGAAACACAAGGAAAUGAAUUUAAAUCUUGGCACAUUCGCAAUUGUUACUGGAAAACAGAACAGAGAAGAGAAAAGGGAAGGAAAACAGAGCAGAGAAAAGAAGAAGAAAGCUUGUGAUCUUAAAAAUGGGAAGAAGGGGGAAUUCUACCUAAGAUAUUAUGUGGGGCACAAGGGUAAGUUCGGCCACGAGUUUCUUGAAUUCGAGUUCAGACCCGACGGCAAGCUCCGUUACGCCAACAACUCCAACUACAAAAACGACAUCAUGAUCCGCAAGGAGGUGUACCUUACUCCCGCUGUUUUACGUGAGUGUCGCCGCAUAAUCGCAGAGAGCAAAAUCAUGAAGGAGGACGACAACAUCUGGCCGGAACCCGAUCGGGUGGGGCGCCAGGAGUUGGAGAUUGUCAUGGGGAACAACCACAUUUCCUUCGCAACUUCCAAGAUUGGGUCUCUCGUCGACGUUCAAUCAAGUGCCGAUCCGGAAGGCCUACGAAUCUUUUACUUUCUUGUCCAGGAUUUGAAGUGUUUUGUCUUCUCUCUCAUUUCUCUCCACUUCAAGAUCAAGCCCAUAUAAGGUGUUCGAAAUAUUUGAGGGUGUAACCCCUGUACCAAAGUGUUGAUUGGAAAUGUU